AUGCUCCAUCAGUGCACUCACACAAAGUAUGACAAGAACCCCUGGUGGAAAGUGAAUUUGAAAUCCCCCCAUCGCAUCCAAUCCGUGGCCAUCACCAAUCGUGGUGACUGCUGUCGAGAGAGAAUUAAUGGUGCUGAGAUCCGUAUUGGAAAUUCUACAGACAAGGGAGGAAUCGGCAACCCCAGGUAG
Molecule: messenger RNA, 189 nt
Organism: Staurois parvus
Lineage: Eukaryota; Metazoa; Chordata; Amphibia; Anura; Ranidae
Source: the annotation of a GenBank genome assembly